CCAUUCUCAGACCGACCCCAAAUCUCAAGGCCUCCAUCAAACCUUGGAAUCAGCCUAUUCGUGCCUCCUUUGUACCAAGUCCUCGACCGCCUCCGCGUGUGAGUGCUGAGAGCAAAGUACAGAGUACAUUCCAAAAUACCAAACACCAAAAACCACGUUAUUUCAUACACAUCCAAUACCUUAGGUACCUUACCGAGUGCCUCGCCCAACAUCAGCUAUCCUGCCGGUCUCGUGACUUGAACCUCUCUCUCUCUCUCCCGUCCCUCCUCGACACCUCGACGUCUGCCAGCUUUACCUUUCCUCACCUCGCUCAAGCCACGAGGUGCUUCAACCUAUCGCCUCCUGUUACCUGUAUACACCGACUACACAUAGCUAGCUUCCUACCUAGCUCUGCCCGGUAGUCGUUGUUCUCGCCCUGCACUUCUGGCACCGGGGAAAUUCCACCCCUUGGAGCAUCAAGCCCCUCUCCGCCACCUCUGCACCUUUUUGCUCCAUCGGCAAGCGCCCUAUCAACAAAUCCUCGCCUCCUACCCCUUUUUUUUGCUGGUAAGCAUAAGGAUAGACAAACAAGCUUCCUCGACCGCCUUUACACUACAUUCACUCAACUUGCCAAGGUAUGUGGUGAUACUCCAACCUCCAGAUAUCAUAAUCUUCACGUCCUGUCCCCAUCCCUGGCCUAUCCUCUCACUCACUAGGGCACGCACUUACCAUUCAUCAAGUUCCAGUGGGUUGCGAGGACCUCCCAUCCACUCACCCGCCCACCGCAAUCUAUUCUUCUCGACUUCCGCCCCGGGGGACGACCCCAAUCCAUCCAACCACCCGCCUUGACCCUGCGCACUGCGGCUGCAACCUUCCCAUCUCCUUUAGCAGCCUCCCCGCCGUCUACCACUCUAGUCGUUGCCUCACUUCCACGGUCCGCUCGCCCAUAGCACUGUCAAUUAAACUGCCACUUUGCUAGUCGCCCGCACAGCCUGCGCAACUACCAACCCCUACCCGCACACGACGUGCCCCCCCCGAGUCAAGACGAAACUUCUACACAAUGGAGGGUAAUAAUAACCGUCUCUACCUCAACAUCGGUAACCAAAACGAUCGUCUGGGUCCUGGCGGCGACCGACAAUAUCCCACCACGCCUUCUACCUUUCCUCAGCCCGUCUUCCCUCACCAAGGCCAACAGCAGCAGCAGCACCAACAAGCCGGCGGUAUGCAGCACCAACAGCAGCAACACCCGGGGCAGCAGCAGCAACAGCAGUAUGCGACCGGUUAUGCUCAACAGGGCUACUUCCACCCGAGCCAGCAGCAGGGUCAAUAUCCUCCCCAGGGUCACGGCGACUACAAUGCGGGCUAUCAGCCUCGAUCCAACACCCCGGGGACCAAUGAUCCCAAUGUCGGUCUCGCCCACCAAUUCUCUCACCAAAACCUAGGCGGUGCUGCUCGGGCGUCGCCCUACGGUUCCCGUGGGCCCUCGCCCGCUCAAAGACCUCGCACUGCCGGUGCUUCGGGACAGACGCCUCAGGGUUACGGACACUAUGCGACGCCGCCGAUGCCGAACCAGCAGGCAGCUCCCGUCGAGGUCUUUGCUCCUGCUCCUGAGCGGCUCUACGAGAAGUACGGCCCGAACGCCAAUAACAACCAGAAGAAGUGUACCCAACUGGCCUCCGAUUUCUUCAAGGACAGCGUCAAGCGUGCCAGAGAGCGCAACCAGAGACAAUCCGAAAUGGAGGUGAAGCUUUCCGAGCCUGGCCAGAGCCAGCAAAGACGCGAGCAGAUUUGGUCCACGGCCGGUCGCAAGGAGGGCCAAUACCUGCGAUUCCUACGAACCAAGGACAAGCCCGAAAACUACAACACCAUCAAGAUCAUCGGCAAGGGUGCUUUCGGAGAAGUCAAGCUGGUCCAGAAGAAGAACGAUGGCAAGGUGUACGCUAUGAAGUCUCUGAUAAAGACGGAGAUGUUCAAGAAGGACCAACUCGCCCACGUCCGUUCCGAGAGAGAUAUCUUGGCCGAGUCAGACAGUCCCUGGGUCGUCAAGCUCUUCACGACCUUCCAGGACUCUUACUUCCUGUACAUGUUGAUGGAGUUCUUGCCUGGAGGUGACUUGAUGACCAUGCUGAUCAAGUACGAAAUCUUCUCCGAAGACAUUACGCGCUUCUACAUUGCCGAGAUCGUGCUUGCGAUUGAGGCAGUCCACAAGCUAGGCUUCAUUCAUCGUGAUAUCAAACCCGAUAAUAUUCUACUGGACCGCGGAGGUCAUGUCAAGCUUACCGAUUUCGGACUCUCGACCGGUUUCAACCGCUUGCACGACAACAACUACUACCAACAACUGCUGCAGGGCCGAUCUAACAAACCGCGCGACCGUAACUCUGUUGCCAUUGACCAGAUCAACCUUACCGUCAGCAACAGAUCCCAGAUCAACGAUUGGCGUCGGUCGAGGAGACUGAUGGCCUAUUCCACAGUCGGAACGCCCGAUUACAUCGCUCCCGAGAUCUUCACAGGUCACGGCUACACCUUCGACUGCGAUUGGUGGUCCCUAGGCACCAUUAUGUUUGAGUGUCUGGUUGGAUGGCCCCCCUUCUGCGCUGAGGACAGCCACGACACAUACCGCAAGAUUGUCAACUGGAGACAAACGCUGUACUUCCCUGAUGAUAUCCAGCUUGGUGUGGAAGCCGAGAACCUAAUUAGAAGCUUGAUCUGUAACACAGAGAACCGCUUGGGUCGCUCGGGCGCCCAUGAAAUCAAGCAGCACUCAUUCUUCAGAGGAGUUGAGUUCGACAGCCUGCGUCGCAUCAGAGCUCCUUUCGAGCCUCGCUUGACUUCAGCCAUCGAUACCACGUACUUCCCGACCGAUGAGAUUGACCAGACUGAUAACGCCACGAUUCUCAAGGCUCAGGCCGUUCAGCAAGCCCGCUCGGGUGUGCCAGCGGUGGUCGAGGAGUCUCCCGAGAUGAGCUUGCCCUUCAUUGGAUACACCUUCAAGCGGUUCGACAACAACUUCCGAUAAGCGCGAUAAGCGCAUUGUUUUGGUGGCCAGCUUAUUGCGACUCGCUCCCAAUCUUGGGGAUUACCGAUGCCGAGCAAGACGUGGAGACCCGGAGGACUAGGAGACUAUCAGUGCUUUGCUGGCGACUCCAUUUUGCCUACUGCCAACCCAAUACACCCAGAUUCUUGUUUCACAAGAUUUGCAUUUCCCGUUUUUUUGUUUUCAAUCACUGCAUACAGGGCGUUCACUCGCAUCAAAGACACCAAGUCGCACAAAUCAUGUAGAUGGGAGGGGGAAACCGAGAUGUUGUCUUUCAGGGGGUAUGUAGUCGAGACGGCCGCGGAUGACUAGAGUUUUCAUUAUGAGAAGCAUGAUGAAGGAAACAGAGAGUAGGGGCAGCGUGAGGAGGGGAUGUCAGGAUGUACUGGUAAUGCUGGAUCUAUCAGUGAUGGAUGACAUUAUGGGAUUCAGAGAGUCAUAAGGACGUCUGGCAACGGUGGAGUGGUAGAUGCAAUGCAGACGAUGCAUUUGAG
This is a messenger RNA of Colletotrichum scovillei, 3507 nucleotides long. RefSeq lists its product as uncharacterized. The transcript is spliced from 4 exons. NCBI's taxonomy places the organism in Eukaryota, Fungi, Ascomycota, Sordariomycetes, Glomerellales, Glomerellaceae. The record is from RefSeq and is a predicted model, not a curated record. Gene Ontology annotation, biological process: intracellular signal transduction; peptidyl-serine phosphorylation. Bases 1040 to 2995 code for a protein of 651 amino acids. Gene Ontology annotation, molecular function: protein serine/threonine kinase activity; ATP binding.